Molecule: messenger RNA, 2073 nt
Organism: Tigriopus californicus
Lineage: Eukaryota; Metazoa; Arthropoda; Copepoda; Harpacticoida; Harpacticidae
Gene: Dbp73D
Product: ATP-dependent RNA helicase DDX51-like
Exons: 2
Coding region: 150-2054 (634 amino acids)
Cellular component (GO): nucleus
Molecular function (GO): nucleic acid binding; ATP binding
Source: RefSeq, a predicted model, not a curated record
UUUUUUGGACCCGAAACCCCCAAAAUAUGUGAGUAAUAUUUUUUAUGCAAAAACAUUUUAUGCUCUGACUCUACUAAUCAGUAAUCAAUCAGUAAGCAGUACACACAGUACACACAAUCCCACUAUCGUUCUUCUUUUCGCUCUUUUCAAUGGGAUCACGUCCAAGUGCUACCAAAACAAAAACAACAACAACCCAAGCACAUGGUGGGCUGGUAUAUAUAAAGGUUGCCUGGGUUCAAGUCAAUCCCACCAAUAUGGAACAAAUCCCACGACAUUGGGGUGACGACGAGGAAGAGGAACAAGAAGAAGAGAAACAUGAAGUGAAGCCAACCCCUCUCAGUAGUCCCCAGGUCAAGCAGCCGCCCCCGCAGAACGGCCCUACCCUCGGCGAACCUGAAUCCGUAUCCAUUGCCCAUGAGGCGAACGAUCAUGAUGGGCCCAGUUUGGCCAAAAAGCGGAAAAAGAGCAAAAAGACCCAGAAAGGCCCGGCCUCUGGAGGUCCCCAAGCCGAGUCGGGCUUUCAAUUGUUGGGCCAAUCUUUGGGUCCGGGUCAAUCGGAAGUGCGUCGCGUGUUGCCCCCCUGGCUCACCAAUCCUAAUGUCGUGACCGUGGACUUUGAGCAAGACCAAUUAAGCGUGGCCGACAUGCCCGGUUUAGACCCCGACACCGUGGCCAAACUCCGCGCCCACGGGAUUCACAAUCUGUUCCCGGUGCAACGACAAGUCAUCCCAGGACUGCUAUCCCAAGGAUCCUUAUUCCGCCCCUCGGACAUCUGCGUUUCGGCCCCCACGGGUAGCGGCAAGACUUUAGCCUAUGUCAUCCCCACUAUCCAAUCACUCAAACGACGAUUAGCCCCGAGUCCGCGGGUUCUGGUUGUGUUACCCGUCCAAGAAUUGGCCAGUCAAGUGUUCCACGUGUUCCAAACCUACGCCCAAGGCACCAACCUCAAGGUCAAGCUCCUGACCCCGCAAAGAGCCUUUGAAGCCGAGCAAAACGAGCUGGUCCAAGAGUUGUGGGAAGCACCGGGUCAAUUCAAGCAAUUGGCCGAUAUCGUGAUCACCACCCCCGGACGAUUGGUGGAUCACUUGACCCGAACUCGGGGACUGGAUUGGCACUGCUUGCGAUACUUGAUCAUUGAUGAGGCCGAUCGGGUCAUGGAGAAUAUCCAGUAUAAUUGGUUGGCUCAACUGGAGACACGGGUGGGACUAGAUCGGGUCCGGAUGCAGCCGUUCACCGUGUGCACGGCUCAACGUAACUUGAUCCCAUUGCAAAAGCUGUUGUUCAGUGCCACGCUCAGCCAGAAUCCGGAGUAUCUCGACUCGUUGAAUCUGUUCGAACCGCGAUUAUUUACAUCCGUGGUCAAGCCCAAAGAUAUCCUGGAAAACAAAUCCCAAGCCACGAUCUCGGAAGACGCUCAAGAGUUCGUGGGACAAUACACCACGCCCGCCGAGCUGAACGAGGCCUUGGUGAUUGUCAAAGAUCCGCUCAAGAAGCCAAUGAUCCUCGCGUAUCUCUUGCGAAAGAAGCGGGUGGAAAAGGCCAUCGUCUUCACCAACUCCAUCGAACACGCCCAUUACCUCAGCCUGGUGCUCAAGCAAUACGGCUUCUCCGUGGGCGAGAUGUCCUCGCAGGUGUCCGCUAAAAGAGGGCGAACCAUGAACCAAUUCCAAGCGGGUAAAUUCACGGUUCUGGUGAGUACAGACGCCUUGGCCCGUGGAAUGGAUUUGGGACGGGUGGAUUUUGUCAUCUCCUACGACACCCCCAAGUUCAUCCGGACCUAUAUUCAUCGAGUGGGUCGCACUGCCCGAGCUGGAACUCCGGGCCACGCCCUAACAUUAGUUGAGGCUGGGAAGGCGGAGCGGAAGUUACGGCAUAUUUUGAAAGAGGCCAAUAAGACAGACUUGCCGAGUGAGGAAGUCGAUGAAGACGAUCUAGACGAGAAAACCUAUCAGGAAGCCAUGGAUAAGGCCACGACUCUUCUGAACGAGGAGAAGGCCAGGGUCGUGGCCAUCAAUGUGAGAAACAAGAAGAAAAACUUCAAGAAACGGAAAUGAAUUUGAAUUUGCUGCUUCA